This is a messenger RNA of Bactrocera dorsalis (oriental fruit fly), 2562 nucleotides long. RefSeq names its product protein toll-like. The transcript has 2 exons. Gene Ontology annotation, molecular function: transmembrane signaling receptor activity; protein binding. Gene Ontology annotation, cellular component: membrane. NCBI's taxonomy places the organism in Eukaryota, Metazoa, Arthropoda, Insecta, Diptera, Tephritidae. The record is from RefSeq and is a predicted model, not a curated record. Gene Ontology annotation, biological process: immune response; toll-like receptor signaling pathway. The coding region runs from base 1 to 2562 and encodes 853 amino acids.
AUGGGGUUAAACAAUACUACUGUUGAACCAGUCUCAACUUGGUCCCCUGAUUGCUAUUGGGAUGAGAAGACUGCUUGUUCUUGCGUUGGCAAUGGCGAUGUUAAUUGUACUAUUCCCGACGGACUCAAUACUAUUAGCAUCUCAUUUAAUUCUACAUCGCAGGAGCUGUUUGUAAGGUGUAUUGGAGACACAAAAACAAAUAUCAAUUUUCUACUUGAGCGCGAACUUCAGUCAAUUUUACUUAAAACCCGUUAUUUAGAAGUCCUAGAUUGCAUCAAUUUUACGCCCGAAAUCUAUAUGAACGGCAAUGUGCGGGAAAUCGUAAAAAAUAUGAAUGAGCUGUUUGAGGUAACAUUAAUCUAUAACGCCGACUUUGCUGCAAAACCAAAGAAAGAUUUUCUUCAAUUUCAAGAUGUCUCGCACCUACAAUUAAUUGUAAAAUCAACAGCAGAUAUUUUAAGCAUACCAACUGACAUAUUUUCUAAACUUGACCAACUGGAAACGCUUACGCUCAGCUUACAAGGUCUAAGAAACCAGAACUUAACGCUGCAAAACUUGACGCAAACUCACUUUGAAAACGUCACUACACUCAGACAACUUGACCUAGCCACAAAUAAUAUGAAAAUAAGCCGUAAUGAAAUCCGGGAAUUGCCCGAAAAUCUAUUUGCAAAUCAGAGUAACCUUUUAAUACUGGAUCUGAGUCACAAUUUAUUGACACAUUUACCGCCACACCUUUUCGAACAAACUCUUUGGCUACGGCAGUUGAAACUUGGUGGCAAUCAUUUACACGAUACCACAAGUCUUAUGGAAAAUCUGAAACCGCUGCAUUAUCUAAUAAGGCUAGACUUAAGUCAGAACAAACUGCAAACUAUUUUGAGCACUGAGACAUCUGUCAACACAACGCGAAGUUUACUGAACCAUUUUCAAUACAGGAUAUUGAGCAGGUAUUAUACCUCAACGGUCGGUCUUAAUUAUCUCAUGAAUUUGCAACCAGAAAAUUACAAAGGUGCCAACCUUAACUCAAUAAUAAUCAAUUUAAGUGGCAAUCGUUUGCGCGAAUUCAAUUUGGAUUGGCUUGUAGCAGCGAACAUUACAUGCUCUUUUGAAAUAAACCUAGAGCACAAUUUGAUUAAAAACGUGUUUGCUUCACAAAAUUUAUUCAAUACAACUGACGAUUGUACGCGCGAAAUCAAAAUGACUGGAAAUCCGGUCGCGUGCGAUUGUAAAUAUCCCUGGAUUUACAGUGAAAACUAUCAUUCGUUGUUCAAUCGUUUGCAGUGCGUUCAGACGUCAACCAAACUAAAAACAGAUCUAGCGCAGAUGGAGAGUAAUGAACUGUGUGCUUGGGAACCAAUAAUGUGCCCCAGCAAAUGCAACUGUUACGCACAAUCUGAAUUCCUGUACAUCAAUUGCAAGGGUGCGCAACAUAUCGAACAGCUCCCACGCCCCGAGCAAGUUGGACUGAAUAGCUCGGUACUCGAUAUUAGCGGUAAUAAUUUCAUUGUAUUGCCGCUAAACACCACUUUCGGCUAUGGUAACGUUUCACAACUCAACGCGUCGCACAAUAAAAUCACGAACAUAAGUCUGACUCAACUGCCGCCCAAUUUGACGGUUUUGGAUCUACGAAAUAAUCGCUUAAAAUCUCUAAGUGAUGAGUUUUUGCGUACAUAUCUCAAUGACAGCGUAAAACUACAAUUUCUCUAUCUCAGUGAAAAUCCUUGGUUUUGCGACUGUACCGCGCAGCAAUUGCUGUACACCAUACGUACACAUCGGACACGCAUACCCGAUGCCGACUCGUUACUCUGUUAUAAUCAAGAGAGUGUUACACUCCUAACAGCAAACCUGACAGAAUUAUGUCCAACUCCCGUUAAUGUUAAAUAUUAUGAGCACGUGAUUGUUACUGUGAUUUCUGUAGCGUUAACUAUUAUUAUUUCACUUUGCAUCAUCGCAUUCUUCUAUAAAUAUAAACUGGAAUUGAAAGUCUGGUUAUAUAAUCACAACAUAUUGAGAUUUUGGAUUCACGAAUGUGAGCUGGAUAGGCAUAAAAGAUUCGAUGCGUUUAUUUCAUAUGCACAUCAGGAUGCAGACUUCGUCAACCAUAUAUUACUGCCGCAACUCGAACAGUGCGAACCACCAUUUCGUGUAUGCACGCACGAACGCAAUUGGUUGCCUGGCGCUUAUAUACCUGAACAAAUCAUCGAAUCAGUGGAGCAGUCACGUCGGACGAUCAUUGUGCUCUCGCAGCACUUCAUCGAGUCGGAUUGGGCGCGUAUGGAGUUUCGCAUAGCGCAUCAGUGCUCGUUGAACGAGGGUCGUACGCGCAUAAUAAUAAUCAAAUAUGGUGAAAUCUCGAACAGUGAACUAUUGGACAGAGAACUAAAAGCAUAUUUGGAUAUGAAUACAUAUUUGAAUUGGCAAGAUAUCAGAUUUUGGGACAAACUACGCUACGCCAUGCCGCAUAAAACGGGUAUAGAGAAGAAUUCCGAUAUGCUUGAAGUUAAUGGUAGAAUGUAUGUUAUGGGACAAGUUGAGAUGGAUCGUUUGCGUGAAGAGAAUGUGUAA